Molecule: messenger RNA, 687 nt
Organism: Schistocerca piceifrons (Central American locust)
Lineage: Eukaryota; Metazoa; Arthropoda; Insecta; Orthoptera; Acrididae
Product: splicing factor 3A subunit 2-like
Exons: 2
Coding region: 1-687 (228 amino acids)
Source: RefSeq, a predicted model, not a curated record
AUGCGGGGAUGUCUCUGUACCAGCGCCGGGAACAUUAAGGUUGAGGCUGGCCAUACUACUAGAUGGAUCCUCCCACACCCAAGCUACUCACCCCAGUCCGUCGGACUGCCGCCCGAGUCCGUCGGACUGCCGCCCGAGUCCGUCGGACUGCCGCCCGAGUCCGUCGGACUGCCGCCCGAGUCCGUCGGACUGCCGCCCGAGUCCGUCGGACUGCCGCCCGAGUCCGUCGGACUGCCGCCCGAGUCCGUCGGACUGCCGCCCGAGUCCGUCGGACUGCCGCCCGAGUCCGUCGGACUGCCGCCCGAGUCCGUCGGACUGCCGCCCGAGUCCGUCGGACUGCCGCCCGAGUCCGUCGGACUGCCGCCCGAGUCCGUCGGACUGCCGCCCGAGUCCGUCGGACUGCCGCCCGAGUCCGUCGGACUGCCGCCCGAGUCCGUCGGACUGCCGCCCGAGUCCGUCGGACUGCCGCCCGAGUCCGUCACUGAGGAAACCAUUGCUUGGUCUCUUGCAGCUGCGUGGGCGGCCGAUGCCGCGGCUGGCGUUUACGGCGCCGCCGCCGACCCGGUCGCGCCGGCCUUCCGGGAAAAUCGUUGGCAGUUCGGCGGCGGCGCCGGGUCCCUCCCACGCCGCACCAGCGCCAUCCGCCCACGCCUGGGGGCGCACCGUCUCCUGACUCACUGCCGUUAG